Aureobasidium vineae is the source of this 2502-nucleotide messenger RNA. The record is from the annotation of a GenBank genome assembly. NCBI's taxonomy places the organism in Eukaryota, Fungi, Ascomycota, Dothideomycetes, Dothideales, Saccotheciaceae.
AUGCAAGCCCCAGCAGCAGGGCCAGCCAAGGGCAAAGCCAAAGGCAGCGCCCGCACGCAUGCCGGAGCCGCAGCGGCCGACGAUGGCUCGUCGCGAGUGGCUCACACGCUGACGGCAUGCUCACGGUGCAGACAGCGCAAGACACGAUGCGACCCUGGCCUGCCGCGCUGCGGACCCUGCGAGCGAACAAACUCGGUCUGCGAGUACUGGGACCCGGCCAAGGGCAAGAACGUCAACCGCGACUAUGUCAUCUACCUGCAGCAGCGCGUGCGCCAACUCGAACUGGAGCUGGAGAAGGCCGACAACGACGAGGGUCACGACGACCCCGAGGUCAUGGUGCGCAGCGGCGCCGGCGUCAAGCUGCAAGAGCACGACGAGACCAAGUUCCUGGGGCCCUCGAGCGGCACCCAGAUCACGCGCCUGGUCAUGCAGCUGGCCAAACACUUUACCGACUCCAAGUCCAUCAAGGAGAUUGUCAACGAGACCAAGGCCCGCCAGGUCAAGGCCCUCUACGCCGAGGAGGCCACCAAGCCCACCUCCAAGAUCUACCCCCUGACCAGUGAUGUCGCCGCCGAAGACCUGCCCAACCGCGGCCUGACCGACCUCCUGAUCCAGCUGUACAACCUCAAGGUCCAGCCCAUGUAUCCCGCCCUCCACGAGCCGUCGUUCGCCAAAGACGUCGACGUCGUCUACAAUGGCAGCCCGGACCCCUAUCAGAACUACAUUGUCCGCAUGGUCAUUGCCAUCAGCCUGCAAAAGAUGGAUACUCAGUACGCCGGUCUCGCCGACAGCUACUACCUGGCCGCCCUCCAAUACCUUACCCCCGUCAUUCGACCCAUGAACCUGAGAACCCUACAAGCUUUCGCCUUGAUUGCCGAGUACUCGUUGCUUACCCCUACUCGCACUGCCAUCUACUAUGUCAUGGGUCUUGCCGUCCGCCUCGCUCAAUCCCUGGGUAUCAACGAAGAGCGUACCAUCACUCGCACCGCAUCUGGCGGCACCGCCGACUGUCUCGAGGUUGACAUGCGUCGCCGCCUUUUCUGGUGCACCUUUGUCAUGGAACUUGGUCUGUCACAUGCUCUCGGCCGCCCAUCCAUACUCGCUACGCAUCAAGACCAUAUUGAUGUCGAAUUCUUUGAGGCUGUCAGCGACGAAUACAUCACUCCUGAAGGCAUUCUUCCAGGCGCCCCUAGGCCAAAUCUCAAAAAGUGGAUCGCCAUCCAUUUCUUCAAGAUGCGUAUGUUACAACUUGAGAUCCGAAGAAAGCUGUAUCAGAAGAAGAGAGCUACUCCAAAAGACGACAAGGACAUUUGGUUCUUGCAGAUGAAUGCAAAACUCGAAUCCUGGAGGGAUGCCAGUCCGACCAAGGACGAGGGCAGUGGUCUCAACAAAGUUUGGUUUGUUGGCAGAUACAACACCAUGGUUGUUUUCCUAUACAGGCCCUCACCGCAAGUACCCAAACCAUCCGUCUCGGCUGCCUUGAAGGUCUUCGAAGCCUGCCGCUACAACAUCUACCUUCAGCGAGAGCAGAUAACUAUGGGCAACGUUGAUCUGACAUGGAUCUUUACACAAGCAAUCUUCAUGGCCAUCAACGCUCUGUUGUGGUCGCUGUCAUUCGCUGAGGUGCGCAAGCAAAAUCCCAGACAAGAUGUCCAGAAACAUCUCCAGACUGCAAUGGAAGCUAUCAGGCUUGGCUCAGAGCGUUGGCCAGGCGUCUUGUCAGCCAUUGAGCUUUAUCAUGAUCUUAUCUCGGCCAUCUUGAAGGCCUAUGACAAAGACGGAGACAUUCCUCUACAGGAAGCGACUCCUUCUGACAGUGCUUCUCCUGCUGGAAACUCAUACUCGCCAAACAUGAGUCAUUCGCGAGGUGCAAGCCCGGGAACCAUCUCCACUGUUUCCAUCGCCACUCCUCCAGAGAGGAUCCCCUCAUUUGGCACAUUCCAAAGCACGAGUGUCGAACAUCCUCCGCCAAUGCCGUACCAAACCUCCGACCAUCCUGUUGUGACGCCUCCUGUUUAUCAGAAUGCUCAAGGACCACAGUCCAUUCCCCGAAUCAAUGGCCCAGAGAUCUCCCCCAGCGCGUAUCAAACGGCACAAGCUAACAACUCAUCAUCAUACUUCCAACGUCUCCCCGCCAACUUCCCAGAACUGCCGCAACAGUCCCACUGGGACAGUCAAUACCCACCUCCAGCCCAGAGAGGAGGCUCCGAUUCCUAUAGUCCAUAUGGCCCAUCUCCUGCUGGUAGCGGCCUGGCACCGCCAACUUCUUACCCAGCUUCUUCACCACUUUAUGGCUCGGGAGGUGCGGCUCAACAGACGGCAGAGAAUAUGAUGGCUAACCCUGGCUUCUGGGGACAAGACAUGUCACAAUUUGGAGCUGGCUUGGACCAUGCCCAACAAACCGAGCUCAUGCACUCGUUAGAGACGUCUGGCAUGGAGGAUAUUCAGCACAUGAUUACCAACACCAUGCGCGCAUUUGGCCAAAGACCACAGAAUGGUUGA